AUGACGCUGCUUCUCGAAGACAGUGCGCUGCCUCCUGCAAUGCAGCGCGACGGUGUGACACGCUCAACGCUUGCCAAAGCCCGCGACAACCCAUUACGAGCAGGACGUUAUAUUUGUGACAGUAAGUGCCACGCUCAUGAGUGGAUGCCACUGGAAGGAGUUCGACCGCAUGGUGACGAUCUGUGCCAGGCGCUGCUUUGUUGGAAGAGUAAAGACUUUACCAUCGUGGAAGUCGAACAACCAGAUUCCAGUGUGAGUCUCCGCUAUCGCGCAAGAUGGUGCUUGUCUUGGGUCGAGACGCAGCAACAACUUAUGUCUCGAGCUCUCGAGUCAACACGAUGA
This is a messenger RNA of Peronospora farinosa, 342 nucleotides long. Lineage: Eukaryota; Oomycota; Peronosporomycetes; Peronosporales; Peronosporaceae. The record is from the annotation of a GenBank genome assembly.